This is a messenger RNA of Tinamus guttatus (white-throated tinamou), 714 nucleotides long. The record is from RefSeq and is a predicted model, not a curated record. NCBI's taxonomy places the organism in Eukaryota, Metazoa, Chordata, Aves, Tinamiformes, Tinamidae.
AUGCGGCGCUGGCCGGCCUGGCGACCCCGGCUCCGCCCGCUGCUGCUCGACGUCGUCCUCCUCUACCUGGCGCUGCCCUUCCUCAUCCGCCUCUUCCCCGGGCUGCUCACCAAGUUCGUCUUCCUCAACUUCCGUGAGCACACGGUGCCGGGUCGCAGGGCGGCCGAGGCCCAUGGCAAGGACAGAGCCUGGUAUGAGGCGGCGCUGGGGGACGCUCAUCCCGUUAUCAUCUACCUGCACGGCAAUGGGGGCACCAGGGCGGCCAGUCACCGCGUGCAGUUCAUGAAGCUCAUGGGCGCUGCCAACUUCCACAUCCUGGCCCUGGACUACCGAGGCUACGGGGACUCCAGCGGCCACCCCACCGAGAGCGGCUUCACCACCGACGUCCUGGCCCUCUACGACUGGGCGAAAGCCCGGAGCGGCGACAGCCCCGUCAUCUUCUGGGGACACUCGCUGGGCACGGGGAUAGCGACGAACGCCGCCAGGAAGCUGCACGAAGAGAGAGGGGUGCAGGUUGACGCCGUGGUGCUGGAGUCGCCCUACACCAGCAUCCGCGACGCGGCCGCCCACGUCCCCAUCACCAAGCUCUUCGAGGCCGCGCGUGGCGCCUACGCCGACAAGGCCAAGGUGAAGCUCAUCACCUUCCCCAAGGAGCUGGGCCUGGGCCACGACUACAUCUCCUCCAACGCGGAGCUGCCCGCCCUGGUCAAGUGA